AUAGGUACUAUCAUAAUAUCACAUCAAAUACUUUGGUAAUUCUGGAAGCCAUGGCAGCACAUGGUGUUAAAACUCUUAUUUACUCAAGUACAUGUGCAACUUAUGGGGAACCGGAAAAAAUGCCUAUUACAGAAGUAACUCCUCAGCAUCCUAUCAACCCAUAUGGGAAGGCCAAAAAGAUGGCGGAGGAUAUUAUUUUGGACUUCUCAAAGAGAUCAGACAUGGCAGUCAUGAUCUUAAGAUAUUUCAAUGUUAUUGGAUCAGAUCCUGAAGGAAGGUUAGGUGAAGCUCCAAGACCUGAGUUACGUGAGCACGGGCGUAUAUCCGGUGCUUGCUUUGAUGCAACACUGGGUAUCAUACCUGGUCUGAAUGUGUCUUAUAUUAAUUUGCAGCUCCUGGCAACUUGUUACUUGCAAAAUGGAAAAGUAUAUUAUGCCUACCAGGUCUCAAAGUGCUGA
Molecule: messenger RNA, 458 nt
Organism: Zingiber officinale
Lineage: Eukaryota; Viridiplantae; Streptophyta; Magnoliopsida; Zingiberales; Zingiberaceae
Product: probable UDP-arabinose 4-epimerase 2
Exons: 6
Coding region: 51-458 (135 amino acids)
Biological process (GO): beta-D-galactose catabolic process via UDP-galactose, Leloir pathway
Cellular component (GO): cytosol
Molecular function (GO): UDP-glucose 4-epimerase activity
Source: RefSeq, a predicted model, not a curated record